GUUGAGUCAAAGUUUAUAAGACACAUAAGCAAUUGUUCAUUUCUUACGGAGGGACUAGCUGACGAACGGGGAAAUGGUGGAGCAACUGUUGGUGUUGGACGAGGCCAGAUUCACCUCGAACCUCACAAAAUCAUUGCUGGCAGUGGCUUUACUGACGUCAUUUGGCAGCUCCAUGCUGUACGGAUUUAAUCUCGCUGUGGUCAACUCUCCUGCCCAGUACAUCAGAGACUUCUAUAAUGAGACACUUCAAGAACGUUACGGCUGGAUUGCAGACAAGAGGCACCUCACAAUCUUGUACUCGCUCACUGUGUCCAUCUUUGCCAUUGGUGGAAUGAUCGGAUCUCUGUUCGUGCGAAAACUUGUCACCAAGUAUGGCAGGAAGGGUACUCUGGUGAGAUCAUCUGUGCUGGUGUUUGUUGGGGGGGGUCUUAUGGGCUUCAGCCGAGCAUUGGGCGAGCCAUCCAUGGUCAUAAUUGGACGCUUCAUCGUUGGAUUACACUCAGGUAUCUCUAUCAGUGUGGUGCCAAUGUACCUUGGCGAGAUCGCGCCAAAGAAUUUGCGAGGCUUCUUGGGUCUUAUCCCAACCCUCCAUAUUUGUCUUGGGGUCUUCAUUGCUCAGGUCCUGGGGUUACAUGAGCUGAUGGGAAAGGAACAGGACUGGCCUCUGCUCAUGUCCCUGAUAGUAUUUCCAAACCUGGUCCAGUUGAUGCUGUUACCAUGGUUUCCUGAGAGCCCACGGUACCUGUUGAUAGAAAAGGGAAACGUUCACGCCACCAUUGCAGCACUCAAGUGGUUCCGUGCUAGAGGCAACAUCCAGUUGGAGAUUGAGGAGAUGCAGGAGGAACAACGCUCUUUGUCCUCCAUCCAGACGGUAUCUGUUUGUGGACUCCUCAUGGACCACUGCGUUCGCUGGCAAGUCAUCACCGUUGUAGUGGUCAACAUGGGCAUGCAGCUAUCUGGCAUUGAUGCGAUUUGGUACUACACAAAUGAUAUAUUCAAGAAUGCUGGAAUUCCAGAGCCUCGCAUUCAGUAUACCACAGUGGGAACCGGAGCCAUUGAGGUCAUCUCUGGAAUGUUGGGUUGUAUUACUAUUGAGCGUGUUGGUCGGAGACCUCUGCUAAUUGGUGGUUAUAUCUUCAUGGGCCUCUGCUGUGCUGGGAUCACCGUGUCGGUCCGCUUCCAGGACGAGCUGCCAUUCAUGCACUACGUCAAUGUAGGCUGCGUUGUUGGGAUUAUUGCUGGCUUCUGCAUUGGUCCAGCCGGUGUGCCGUUCCUCAUCACUGCAGAGCUGUUCAAGCAGUCGCACCGACCAGCAGCUUACACCAUGGGGGGCUGUCUCAACUGGUUGUCUAACUUCACCAUCGGCUUUGUCUUUCCCUUCCUUGAGCUGGCUACAGGACCUUACUGUUACCUCAUCUUCUGCGCAAUCUGCCUGGGAGUGGCUGCCUACGCCAUCUUCAUCCUUCCCGAGACCAGGAACAAAACCUUCAUGGAAAUCAGUCAGAUGUUUGCCUGCAAGAACGACAUCCUUGAAGAGGAGCUGACAUCCAACGGGCAUCUGAAAAUGUCGCUGAUGAAUGGCUAUGGGACUCUGUAA
Molecule: messenger RNA, 1597 nt
Organism: Syngnathoides biaculeatus (alligator pipefish)
Lineage: Eukaryota; Metazoa; Chordata; Actinopteri; Syngnathiformes; Syngnathidae
Gene: slc2a15b
Product: solute carrier family 2 member 15b
Exons: 12
Coding region: 74-1597 (507 amino acids)
Biological process (GO): monosaccharide transmembrane transport
Cellular component (GO): membrane
Molecular function (GO): hexose transmembrane transporter activity
Source: RefSeq, a predicted model, not a curated record